Molecule: messenger RNA, 1023 nt
Organism: Pantherophis guttatus
Lineage: Eukaryota; Metazoa; Chordata; Lepidosauria; Squamata; Colubridae
Gene: S100A11
Product: S100 calcium binding protein A11
Biological process (GO): regulation of cell population proliferation
Cellular component (GO): cytoplasm
Molecular function (GO): calcium ion binding; S100 protein binding; calcium-dependent protein binding
Source: RefSeq, a predicted model, not a curated record
GGCUCAACCGGGGAGGGGCUGAACCCUCCCUUCACCACUCUGGUCUCCAACCAGCUCACCAGCAACAGCCAACUUUCCUCUCUGCCCGGCAAGUUGCCAAGCACAGCUAUGUCGUCUAAGUACCCUGUGGGUCCCACCGAAACCGAGCGUUGCAUCGAGUCACUGCUGGCCGUCUUCCAGAGCUAUGCUGGGAGAGAUGGAGACGGCAACACACUCUCCAGGAAAGAAUUCAAAACAUUCAUGAACAUAGAGCUGGGCUCUUUCACAAAGAACCAGAAAGAUCCAGGCGUUGUCGACCGUAUGAUGAAAGCCCUGGACAGGGACAACAAUGAGAAGCUGGACUUUUCCGAGUUCUUGAACCUCAUUGGAAGUCUGGCAUUGACCUGCCAUGCGCAGGUGGCAUCCCCGCCCACCACCGGGCCCCACCAACCAAAAUUCCUGAACAGGCGGGGAAGAGACAGGCGUGGCUCAACCGGGGAGGGGCCAAACCCUCCCUUCACCACUCCGGUCUCCAACCAGCUCACCAGCAACAGCCAAGUUUCCUCUCUGCCCAGCCAGUUGCCGACCAAAGCUAUGUCGUCCAGGUACCCCGUGGGUCCCACCGAAACCGAGCGUUGCAUCGAGUCGCUGCUGGCCGUCUUUCAGCGCUAUGCUGGGAAGGACGGAAAGAGCAGUACUCUCUCCAAAAGAGAAUUCAAAACAUUCAUGGACACGGAGCUGGCCUCUUUCACCAAGAGCCAGAAAGAUCCGGGCGUCGUCGACCGUAUGAUGAAAAAGCUGGACAUGAAUAAUGACGGGCAGCUGGACUUUCCUGAGUUCUUGAACCUCAUCGGAGGCUUGGCCACGGCCUGCCAUGAACACAUGGCAUCUGCCCCCGAGCCCCACAAAAGACUGUGAAGGCAUCCGAGCGAUUUCAAACCUUGUCAUCCAAAGCAUUCCAAAAUCAGGGAAGGGUGUGUACAACAUCCUUUACUCUUUCUGUUUCCCUUGUUAAAAUUUGAAUAAAAUCGAGAAUUAAAAGCA